Molecule: messenger RNA, 714 nt
Organism: Athene cunicularia (burrowing owl)
Lineage: Eukaryota; Metazoa; Chordata; Aves; Strigiformes; Strigidae
Gene: SYPL1
Product: synaptophysin like 1
Exons: 5
Cellular component (GO): synaptic vesicle membrane; synaptic vesicle
Source: RefSeq, a predicted model, not a curated record
AUGGCUGGCUUAAGGAUGGAUUUUGGUUUGCUCCUGGAGCCUUUGGGCUUCAUUAAGGUCCUUGAGUGGAUUUUUUCCAUCUUUGCUUUUGCCACAUGUGGAGGCUUUCAAGGUGAAACUACCCUUCUAGUUUCCUGUGAAGAUGUGGUAAACAAAACAGUUACAGCUGCUUUUGCUUAUCCAUUCAGGCUGAAUACUGUUCUAUUUAGUGCACCAGAUCCAAAACACUGUGGUGGUACUUGGACUGACAUCUAUCUCGUGGGCAACUUCUCCUCUUCUGCACAGUUCUUUGUUACGCUUUCAGUGUUGGUAUUCCUCUACUGCAUUGCUGCCCUCGUGGUUUAUAUUGGAUAUAGGCAUGUGUAUCGGCAAAAUAGUUUCCACUAACUGUAAGAUUUGGCUAUCACUGUCAUAACAGCCUUUCUAUGGCUGGUUAGUACUUUUGCUUGGGCAAAAGCACUUGCUGGCAUCAAAAUGUCCACAGGGGCCAGCAUUAUGCCAGGAAUUGAAUCUUGCAAAGCACCCGGAACAACUUGCCGUUUUGCUUCUGUAACCAGCAUGGGAACUCUGAAUGUGUCUGUGGUGUUUGGCUUGCUUAAUAUGAUUUUAUGGGGAGGAAAUGUUUGGUUUGUAUACAAGGACACCAACCUGCACAACCAAUCAAGUGGAAUUUCUCAAAAUCCAGGAACAUAUUCAACUCGAAGAGGAAUAUAA